Glycine soja is the source of this 2099-nucleotide messenger RNA. Its product is annotated as FCS-Like Zinc finger 10-like. Bases 217 to 1416 code for a protein of 399 amino acids. The transcript has 3 exons. Lineage: Eukaryota; Viridiplantae; Streptophyta; Magnoliopsida; Fabales; Fabaceae. The record is from RefSeq and is a predicted model, not a curated record.
ACAAAGUUAGUAACGCGCAAAGAAAGAGAGAGAAGACUGAAGAGAGAGAGAGUGUGUGUGAUAGUACAGAAUACAGAUACACAGUACUGCACUGCACGAGUUUCACACACACUUUGUCAUUUUUAUUACCGCAUUUGGAGUUUCUUCUCUCUCUAUCAUCUCUCUGAAGGUACUAGAGCACAUAGAGAGAAAAAACCCAGUUUGUGUUUUGAGAUAAUGCUGAGGAAGAGGACCAGGUCAAUCCAGAAAGAUCAACACCACACUGGUCAAAUGGCAAUCUCUGAUACCAAUUCUGAGUCUCAUGCUUUGGGGAGCAAUGGCAAAAGCAACUCAAUUUUCAAUUCCCCUCUUCUGUUUGUGGGCAUGGGUCAUAAGGGCUUGUUGGAUUCUGAUUCAGUUAAGAGCCCCACUUCACCAUUAGAUUUUGGUUUCCUUUCAAACCUAAGCAACCCCUUUAGAACCCCAAGUUCAUUGUCCAAUGAGGGACAACAUAGGAGUUGGAACUGUGCCAAAGUAGGUCUAAGUAUUAUAGAUUCUUUGGAAGAAUGUUCUAAGUUUUCUGGGAAAAUUCUCCAGGCUUCAGAGAGCAAGAAGACUAGUCUUUGUCCUCCAAUGAUUACUAAAGCCCCAAAAUGUAAAUCCUAUAUGGAUUCUGCUCAGGCAUCUAAAUCUUUACCUAAAGAUUUUUGUAAGAUUACUUGUACUCAAAAUGGUUCUAUUUUCCCUAAGGGUGAGUCCACUGUUCUUUCUGAGAUUGGAGAGGCCCCUCUAGAAUAUGAGUCCUUUGGGAAAACUGUGUCUUUUUCAUUGGACUCUUGCAGUCCAAUUAGAAAUCUGUCUGGUUUAACUGGUUCCGACUUUGAUUCUGACUCUGAGAAUUUUGCAUUGAAACAGAUGUGCUCCCCUCCUCAUUUUAUUGGAGGAAGCCAAAAUAACACAAAAUUUUUGCUACCUUCUGAGGUACAUUCAAACCCUGUAGCUGCAGUCUCUUCUAAUGAAUUUAUCGAGUCUCUAUCGGCUAGUGAGAUUGAACUCUCUGAGGAUUACACCUGUGUGAUUUCCCAUGGUUCUAAUCCAAAAACAACCCAUAUUUUCUGUGACUGCAUUUUGGAAAGUCAUGUUAAUGAUUCUGAAAGACAUUAUAAGGCUGAAGAGGAGGGAACGGGAUUGCCCCUUUUCAGUGUUAACAUUUUGCAUACUCCAAGCCAAUAUCCUUCUCAUGACUUCUUAAGUGUCUGUCACCAUUGCAACAAGAAGUUGGAAGAUGGGAAAGAUAUUUACAUAUAUAGAGGUGAAAAAUCAUUUUGCAGUUUGAGCUGCCGCGAAAUAGAGAUCACGAACGAUGAGGAGCAAGAGAAAUCCAAUUCAUCACCUGAAAACUCUCCAAAGUGGGGACUUGGAGGGAAAUUUUUUUAAACAGGCACCCCCAGAGCUACAUAGAGGCAUUCCUGCCAUUGGCACCAAGUCCAUGAAGCGAGUAGACGCGUCUGAUCAUCCGUUCUAAAAGAGCUGUUUUUUGUUUGCAUCUAUUGGCAGCCAUGGAUGAUUGUUUUGUACAUCACUGCGUUUGCUAUUUGUUUUUCAGCUUUCAUGGUCUUGGCGGUUGAUGGCUCUCCACAGCUACUAGAUUUGGUUUCCAUAUAUAACUACAUAUAUGUAUGGUAUGGCAUUAUAUUAUAGGGUUUUAAGCUUAAUUUUUCAUACAAAAAAUCAAGGGUUUAAGCCCAUUUUUCUUGGCUUUCCCGCUUGUUUGCAUUAUCUCUAUGUUGUGUCAAGAAUCAGUGUAUGCCAAUCCAAACAAGUUUGAGUUGAAGGUUAUACUACUGUUGUAGUGCUUAUGAAAUUAUUUUCUUUGUUUUGGAUUGCAAAUCAAAAAAUUGAUUGAUUUGGUCUUUUCUGCAUUCUGUACUGAUUCAACAGUAAUCCUUACAUGUACUAGCCUAGAGUAUGAUUUCAUUUGAAUGAAUUGUAACUUGUAAGCAUGAAAUCUGACAGGAAAACUAUUCCUUGCCCUGGGAUUUUGAAUAUUUGAUGCUUAAUAUUGCUCCAUUGUGCCAAGCAUAUGACUCUUAUGAUUCAUAUUCUUGUAAUGUUUCUUA